Messenger RNA from Bombus pascuorum, 917 nucleotides. RefSeq names its product large ribosomal subunit protein uL22m (gene mRpL22). NCBI's taxonomy places the organism in Eukaryota, Metazoa, Arthropoda, Insecta, Hymenoptera, Apidae. Gene Ontology annotation, cellular component: ribosome; mitochondrial large ribosomal subunit. Bases 233 to 865 code for a protein of 210 amino acids. The record is from RefSeq and is a predicted model, not a curated record. The transcript has 4 exons. Gene Ontology annotation, molecular function: structural constituent of ribosome. Gene Ontology annotation, biological process: translation; ribosome assembly.
AUUUCACAAGCGCUACCUAUAAUAUAAUAAUUAUUGUUUAUAUUCACGGACCUGAAUAAUUUAACUCUAAAAUCAACCAAUCAGAAUGUUUGCCAUCGAUUAACUAAAAUUUGUAUAAUUCAAAACAGUUCUGUUAACAAUAACAUAAAAAAACCUAAAUAAAGAAAUAAAUAAAAGCGUAUUGAAUAAUUUUCUAAGGCAUAAUAUUACUUCUUGCGAAUUAUAUAAAAAAAUGCUAGGUAUAAGGCAAUGUGUACAACGAUUUAUAUCAAACAAAAUAUUUAACGCAGAUAACUCCAAUGGUUUAUGUAUUAUACAACAAAGAUCAUACAAUUGGUUUAAAGAUGAAGAAGAAUCAAAUAGAGGAUUCCUUAAAUAUAAUAAAGUUAUUUUUCCUCCGCAAAAACCAGGUGAAGAGAAAAGACCAGGUUAUGUCUGUCAUGUAAAACAAUUCAUUAAAUAUAGUCCAUUAAAUAUGUGGUAUAUUGCUUGUUUUGUAAGAGGUAUGAGCGUAGAUGAAGCUAUUAAACAACUGAGCUUUUUGAAGAAGAAAGGUGCAGCCAUAGCAAAAGAAGUUAUCUUAGAGGCACAACGUAUGGCUGUAGAGGAACAUAAUAUUGAAUUUAAAAGUAACUUAUGGGUUGCCGAAUCUUUUGCAACAAAGGCUCUUACAAUAAAAGGCAUACGACGUCAUGCUAGAGGAAGAAUAGGAGUAGUACAUUACAGAUAUUGUCAUUACUUUGUACGUUUAGAAGAAGGAAAACCACCAAAACAUUAUUAUCAACCAGCACCUAAAACAGGUGAAGAAUGGUUGGAAGAAUGGAUGGAACAAAUGCGUAACCGCAAAAUAUAUAAUUCAUUAUAAUCUACAUAUAUAUAGUUAUAUGUAAAUAAAUAUAUAUCAUCCUUUUUUCUGA